This is a messenger RNA of Lactuca saligna, 387 nucleotides long. The record is from the annotation of a GenBank genome assembly. Lineage: Eukaryota; Viridiplantae; Streptophyta; Magnoliopsida; Asterales; Asteraceae.
AUGCCUCCAACCCCUUCUUGGCUCCUUCUUCACAUGUCGUCUUCCAUCAUCCCCAUUCACCGGAUGCAUCAUCGGUCAGCUGCAUCUCCGACCACUCCAACAACGUCAUCUUCUUCACCUUCUUGGCUUUUUUUUCACCUGUCGUCUUCUUGGCUGAAGACGAAGCUUGAAAGUCUAAUUGCCUCGCUUAUGUUUUCGCCACCAACAUCUAUUGUCAGCGCCACUAGAGAAGGCGGAGAAGCCACAAAUACAAUAGAUUUCAUGUUUGAUUUCAGUUCCGGAGCCCAAACCGACCCUACAAUGCUGAACACGCUUCAUUUUAGCCGGAGAAGAGAGUCGUGGGGGGGAGGUAGAGGUGGAGCCAGAGAAGACGCCAUCAAUAUGUGA